AUAUGUCCCCUCAUCUAUUCCCCUCUCCCUCACCCUCCGUUUCCUCCCUCUUUCUCUCUCUCGCGGAGUGAGAGAAAGAAACCCUAGCCGGAUCCGCCGGCGCUUCGAGGAUGAAGAAAUUGAUCAGACGGCUGGCGAAGGUGAUGGAUUCCUCGCAGUACGAGCCGCUUGAUGCGGCGAAUAAGAGGGUUCGCAGGCGGGUGCGCGUGCCGGUGGGUCACGUUCCGGUAUUCGUCGGCGAAGAGAUGGAGCGUUUUACGGUUAGAGCGGAGCUCCUCGGCAGGCCGGCGUUCGUAGAGCUUCUCCGGAGAUCGGCGAUGGAGUACGGUUACGAUCAGGUUGGUGUUCUGCGGAUCCCGUGCUCGGCUCACCUCUUCCGUCUCCUCCUUCAAACAGCCGACGCCGAUAUCUAGGGUUUGGGGCUUCAGGCUGGAUUGCCCGAUUUAAUUUUCUACUACCUAUCAAUCUCUAUGUUUCUCAUGGUAUUGAGGUAUCGGCCCAAUGUCUUCUUCAAUCCGCACCUACUUUGACCGCAUGGAGACGCUCUCAUGGUUUUUUUUUUUAUUUUUUUAAUGUGUUUCCCGUUUAGCCAUGUUUACUGCUGGUUGAAGGGCUUAACAGUGGAAAUGAUUUGAGGGUAGAUUUGUAAUCUUUUUUUUCACUUUUUUUUUACUUAGUUUGGGAAAAUGUUUCAAGGAAGGUGUUGUAUAGAAGGAAUUUCGUGGAAAGGAAUAUGAUUACGAUUUUCAGCAUGAAAUUACGAUAAUUUCGCCCAUGUUUGGGACGAAAAUUACGGAGAUGGUAUAGGGGUUGAAGUGUAAAGAUAUGGUAAUUAAUGAUGGGGACCGAAAUUAAUGUAGCUGGUAGGGGUGGAUAUGGAAAAUGUCUGGGAGAAU
Messenger RNA from Phalaenopsis equestris, 896 nucleotides. RefSeq names its product auxin-responsive protein SAUR71-like. The coding region runs from base 111 to 413 and encodes 100 amino acids. NCBI's taxonomy places the organism in Eukaryota, Viridiplantae, Streptophyta, Magnoliopsida, Asparagales, Orchidaceae. Gene Ontology annotation, biological process: response to auxin. The transcript has a single exon. The record is from RefSeq and is a predicted model, not a curated record.